CACCAGUGUCAGCAACUGCAGCUCCCUUUAGGCACCACAUCUCCCGUGAUACACCAAUUGAGCCAAGAAACAUCUUAUCUACUUUGCGUAUAUUCAGUCCAGAGUGAUUGUCAAGAGCCGAUUCCAAAUCUCUAAUAUGGAGCCUGCCACAGCCGGUAUUCUCUAUGCAGCAGAGAACGUCUUGCAAGGCGCCGCAGCUCUUGUGAAAGGCAUCACACACCCGACCUUGCCAAUACAAGCUAACCUCACACGAAUCACCGCUGUCCCACUGCCUCGAUCACAGCACAGUAUCUCGAUCGUCAAAGGUCGAGCCUAUGUCUUUGGUGGCGAGAUAGCACAAGGACAACUCGCCGACAACAACAUGCAUAUUAUCAUUCUACCCUCAAGCGGUGUGACCAACGCAGACUAUACUUUCAAAGUUGCGCAGGCGGCCAAUGGGUUUGAUGACGUUCCGGGACCCCGAAAGGGUCAUACUGCGGUCGUAAUUGGCGAUGCAAUAUACGUAUUUGGAGGGGAGGGAGACAGUGUCAACGACGAAAGCGGGAGAGUAUGGGUAUACCAAACUGUUUCGAACACCUGGUCGUUUCUCGAUGCCGCUCCCGAUUCAAUAAUUCCAAGCCAUCGCGUGGGACAUACCUCGGCGAGCUCAGAUCUACCCGCUGCAAAGGCCGUCACAUACCACGAGACGGCUCCUCAACAGCCCGCAGACCCAUCCCUCAAUGUUCCAGAACCCCCAGCUGACAAUACUUGGGGUACCGUUUUUGUCGUGGGUGGCCGGGAAAACUCAAACGGCAGACUUGCCACUGAUGCCUUUGCGUUUGACGUAAGAACACGCACGUGGUCGAAAGUACCUUCACCACCGGGGCAACCACGCGAAGGUGCUAGUCUUGAACUGGUAGGGAGCAGGCUCUAUAGAUUUGGCGGUAAUGGUGUGGAAACAUUCGCUUCGGGUGCUCUGGAGUUUCUCGACGUUGCAUCUGUUUUCGCACACGCUGAAGGUGGAACCACUCCAUUGGCGAGCGGCUGGUCCUGGCAGGAGAUGCCACACAGAGAUUCUAAAGAUCAUUUGGUGCCACAAGCGAGGUCGAAUACUGGUCUUGUCGGAGUUACAACUGGCCAGGGCCGGCACUAUCUUCUCGCCCUUGGUGGCAAGGCGGAGACUUCGCAACACCUGGACGACAUUUGGGCCUUACAGUUACCUACAGAGCACGCCACCGCUGCAGCGGCAAAAGACGCCAUUCGUUCUUCGUUCAAGCGUGAUACGCACGAGGCAACAUGGGCUGAGGUGCUCUACAAAUAUGUAGAUAUCAAAGGUGAGGAGGAGGUCGAGAUUCCGGGGGCGCCAAAGCACGGUCUUGGUAAUAGAGACCGAUUUGCCGUUGCCAAAGGCACUGAGGUCGACGGUGCAACGUGCGUUGUUUGGGGUGGAAUCGGCGCUGACGGUACAACCCUGAGUGAUGGCUGGCUAGUCACGGUAAGUCGAUAGCGCGACUCAUAUCAGCUGCUGCUAGUGUACUUGGUCAAAUUUGUCUUGAAAUCUAGG
Boeremia exigua is the source of this 1543-nucleotide messenger RNA. RefSeq lists its product as uncharacterized. Lineage: Eukaryota; Fungi; Ascomycota; Dothideomycetes; Pleosporales; Didymellaceae. The coding region runs from base 137 to 1486 and encodes 449 amino acids. The record is from RefSeq and is a predicted model, not a curated record. The transcript has a single exon. Gene Ontology annotation, molecular function: protein binding.